AUGUACCGUCUAGGACUCUUCUCUUCCCGCUGUGAGCUGCUCGCCUUUCGCUACGUGUUUCCUGGCAACGAUGACGCCACCUCAUGCAGCCACGAGGACGCUGCCGCUAGCGAUGCAGCCAGAGUUACCUCUUACGCUCUCAGUAAAUACAUCGCCGCCCAGCGGGUGGUGACAGACCAGUACUCAACAGAACGUUUCUUGGCUGCCUUGAAAUCGGUGGUUUUACCAGAAGCUAGGAGCGGACAUAUCCAGUUUGACGCAACUGGCCAAAGAACAGACUACACACUCCAGCUGUAUAAUCAUGGAGGAGAAGACAUGUACAAAUUAGUAGCUACCUGGAAUCCUAAUUUCCCAACGCCGGAGACGAGGUUGAACGUAACCGGUGACGAUUCCCAAGAAAAAGACCUGGACGAGAUGGGGAUCUUCCCAGACAUGGUGAUGAUUGUGGUUGUCGAGGAACGGCCUUUUGUAAUGAAACGCAACGAGCCGUACAGCAACUCAGAGAAAAACGAUGAGUUCGAAGGUUUCACUAUAGACCUCAUCAAGAGACUUUCGGAGGAGCUGAAGUUCGAGUACACGAUUUAUAGAAGCCCUGACAAUCAGUAUGGGACCAACCGCUCGGAUGGUAGCUGGGACGGCAUGGUUGGAGAAAUUAUUCAUGGGAAUGCGACGUUGGCUUGUGGGUCCAUCUCGAUAACGUCGAGCCGAGAGGCGGUCAUUGACUUCAGCCUAGGUGUCAUCAGUACGGGCAUCAAUAUACUGGUUAAAAAACCGGAGGAGAGCUUCACCAUCUUCCAGUUCAUGAUGCCAUUCUCAUUGGAGCUCUGGAUGGCUAUUGUUGGGGCAACGGCCACAGUGAGUCUGGUCUUCUUCGCCAUGGACUAUGGCAGCGAGGACCGAAGGUUUACUGUCAGGGUAAUGGGUACCCUACUGAAGCGAGGCUCGGACUUUGCCCCCGUGCCGGUGUCUCAGCGAAUUCUCACCGCCGGGUUUCUCUUUUUUGUCCUGAUCACAGUUUCAACCUACACCGCCAACAUGGCCGCCUUCUUGACAACCAAGGUAACCUAUCAAU
This is a messenger RNA of Candidula unifasciata, 1072 nucleotides long. NCBI's taxonomy places the organism in Eukaryota, Metazoa, Mollusca, Gastropoda, Stylommatophora, Geomitridae. The record is from the annotation of a GenBank genome assembly.